This is a messenger RNA of Amoebophrya sp. A120, 337 nucleotides long. The record is from the annotation of a GenBank genome assembly. Lineage: Eukaryota; Dinophyceae; Syndiniales; Amoebophryaceae.
CGGGGGCCCUGCCGCAGCAGCCGGCCGAAGUGCUAGCGCGGGCGCGAAUCGCUCGCGGCGCUAGCGGGGGCAGAAGGGCGGGGCGCGCUGCACUGCGCGCGCUUUGCCGCCCCCGCGGAUUCCACCUGGCCAAGCAGGAGCAAGGACGGCCGGGAACAGCAGCAGGGGGCGCGCCCAAGGCAAAGCAGCGACGGGCAGCGAACAGCUCCCGCACAGAUUACAGCGCGUUCAACGCGGUUUCUCAGCUUCUGCGAAAGACGCCCGCAGCCUCCUCGCAGCCGCCUGCAAGAAGCGCGCGGCGCUUCGCGCCCUGCUUACCAGCGGCGGGCGCGUUUGG